Suillus subalutaceus is the source of this 1356-nucleotide messenger RNA. RefSeq lists its product as uncharacterized. The record is from RefSeq and is a predicted model, not a curated record. NCBI's taxonomy places the organism in Eukaryota, Fungi, Basidiomycota, Agaricomycetes, Boletales, Suillaceae. The coding region runs from base 1 to 1356 and encodes 451 amino acids. The transcript is spliced from 9 exons.
AUGUCCAACCAAGUUCCCAGAGUUGACCAGUGGAUAUUUGCUUUCUCCGCUUCCCCUAAGGGACGAACAUAUUGCACUCAUAUUUUCCUCCCUUCAACAAUUAUAUCAGCUGCACCCUCAGCUGAGUUGAAGAUCCUUCAACGUGGUGGUAGGGCUCACACUGGGAGACAGGAGAGCAUCAAUCAAGAUGAAAUUACUAUGUCAGCAGCUGAACUACAGUCUAUGAGGACAGAACUGGAAAGGCUACACAAAGCUGAACGUGUGGAAGCUAACAAGACUGCUGAAGUCCAAAAGAAAAUAGAAUCCAGAAAACUAGCUGCUCACAGAUUGUCCCAAGAGACAGAGGAGGAAGAGUCUUCCCAACCCUCCUCUCCUAAGCGCAUCAGGAGGAACCCACCUACUGAUCUCAUUGACGACGACCUAGAUGAAGAUGAGGAGGCUCUAGCAAGAAGUCUACCUCCUAUUGUCAACUCUAAGUCUAGAUCUAGACGUAUUGACUCUGAUGAAGAGGACCAGGACCAGGACCAGAGCCAGGAGACAGAAAGUCAUGACAAAAAUAAAGAAAGUGUUUCAAAUACUGAGGAUAAUCAGGAAAGCAGAGGGGAGAAUGGAGAGGAGGGCAAUAAUAAUGGUAUCAUUGAGAUCAGUGAAGAGGGACCACCUACUGGCAAGCGCAAGAGAUCUCCCAAUGGCACCAGAAAGGAGAAAGUCACUUUGUCUAUACUGGAGAAGAGUAUCAGAGAUCUUGCUAUAGCAGGACAUGAUUAUCUACGCAUGUAUAUUGCAACUCAAAACACUUUUCCUGACAGCACCACAAAAGCUUCUUUCUCCUGGAAGCAUUUGGAGGAAGCUAUGUGGAAGGGCGUCUCAUCUAUGAGAGGAACGGUGGCCAACAAGGCUAGGGAGACUAUAGGUGAUGCAUUGGGACUUUCAGGGAUGAAGAGGGACGAUAUUGUGGAGGCAGUUGAGUGGAUGCUAAAGGAUCUUAAGAAAGUCCGAAAGGGAGGUGAAGGUGAAGAUGACAUUUCUUUGCCUUUUAUUUCUGGUGACUUGGACAUCAAGAUGGAGUGCGCUCUCUCUUGCUGGGAGACUGGAGUUUUUGUCAAAAAAGACUUCAGAGAUGUGUAUUACAAACCAAAGUAUCAAUUCUACUUACGCUUUCUCAAGAAUCUUCAGGAGAAGGCUCCAAGGUGGACGAUGAAAAUGAGGGAAGAGAUGUACCAGAAUGUUCUGGAAGAAUCUAAUAUGACCUAUCUUCUUCAUAUAGAGGAUGAUGGUGAAGGUGAAGGUGGGAAUGGUAGACAGGAGGGUAAGAUUGAUGUAGAUUAUGAUGCACUAGAAGUGUCUGCAGCUUGA